AUGGCACUCAUGUGGCGGUGGGUCUCUCUUGGUGGAUGGUGUGGCCCGCAUCUUAUGCUGUCCAAAUUAAACGCUCCCAUCAGUGCGGUGAAGCUACCAUUCGAUAUGGCGCGCUGCAGCUUUGAUGGGCUACUGGAGUUCACCAACCGCGGAUUCGACGAAGGUUUUUUUCCAGGGCCGUUGCAGUCCCGCCCCUUCACACCUGAUGCGGCGUCCAUUUGGUUGUUGUUCCGCGGUCAACAUACUUGUAUUACACAUUUUAACCUCAACAAUGAUAAUAUCGUUCAGGAGUUUGUAAAUCGCUUUGAUGCGUGGGAGAGAAUGCUGCUUCACCCCUCGCAUCCAGUAACGUUUCUCCGUACUAGCAUAGCGGAGGAUGCUUCUGAGGAAGUAGAGCUAAUACCACAAUUUCACUCCGCGCUGCAAGAGAAAAGCGCAGGCAGGUUAAAAUUUCGUACAGUUAUGGUCCUCCAUGACCAGGGGCCCACAACUUGUCGUGUGGCCGAGUUUACGGCCCAAGAUGCAGCAGGAGCACCAUGUGUUGUGUGGAACCUUGCACUAGAUAAAAGUUUACCAAGCACCGCAUCACUGCUUGACCGCUGCCACGACGGAUACGCGCAAAUAAUUAGUGAAAUGAGCAGUGAGGGUGCAUGGCAGUUUUCCACGAGGUUUCUUUGCCUACCCGCACCGAAACCUUACACAAAUCUUUCACGAGUGGAGGGCGUUCCUGCGCUCCGGGGUUCAUGCACUGGUUUCGGUACAACCCACGCCGCACGACUGGGUCGCUGCUUAAGUUGUGGCGCAACGGAUGGACACAAAGUUGUGCAGGACGCAUUCGAUACGAAACGACCUUGGGAAACUGCGGAGGAGGUUGUGCUCGUUGAAAAGUUGUUUCAGGCAGGUGGUGAUGAGGUUGCAGCGGUGGAGGCUGCUGCACUGGAACUGAAGCGAGGUGCCAACGAAGUGUUGUUACGUUUGCGUUACGUUACGCAAUGCUGA
Trypanosoma brucei brucei TREU927 is the source of this 999-nucleotide messenger RNA. RefSeq lists its product as hypothetical. The record is from RefSeq and is a predicted model, not a curated record. The transcript has a single exon. Bases 1 to 999 code for a protein of 332 amino acids. NCBI's taxonomy places the organism in Eukaryota, Euglenozoa, Kinetoplastea, Trypanosomatida, Trypanosomatidae.